AUGGCUAUGGAAUGUUUCCAUUGCGCUGAGGCUUUGUCACCCAUCCAGAGCGGCUCUACAAAGGGAGGGCUCCGCCGGAAGCGCUGGGCGGACUUGAACUCUGAUGAUGAGCAGGAUGCAAUCUCGCAUUGGGUAUCAGCGAAGCAGGAGCAAAGUGAAGCGCCAGAGACCUCGGCCCCUGCUGCGUGUUCGCUCUUGCAGUGGGAUCCCGUGGGCAUCUCGCAGCAGCCCUCCAUCUCGGUUGAUUCCCAACGGGUCUCAGACACCGGGAAAGAUGGCGGAGACUGCCAUGAUGCUCCAGGGCUUCCGGAAAACUAUGAUACAUGGUCUUCGAGCACCAGGGCUGUGUCCUGGGAGAACGGAUCGGAGACGGAUGUGAUUGAGGACCUGUCGCCCUUGGGAGCCUCCAGCCUUGCGGCACAGCCGGGUUCGAGCCCUCGUGUUCUUCUCUCCACGGUGCCGACUGCCGGAACGCCUAAGCAAAAGGAACCAGCUGCCCCUGUCGCCGUGGCGCAGGUGCAUCCAGGAAUGACGACCCCUGCCAUAUUUGUAGCAGUGCCGGCGCCAUCGUUUGCAGUGCCGAUGGGUUUUUCACCAAUGCAGCGCUAUCCCGGCUACCCCAUGUUGCUGCAGGGUCCAGCCCCGCACGCAUGGAGUGGUCUGGACAAGCAGAUCCAGGCUCAAGGCUUCUCGCCGCUUGGAAGACCGCCUUUUGGCCGCCAGCAUCGGUUUCACAAGAAAAGCACGAGCAUGGGCGAGUUGGAUGCCGAUGGCCGCACGUUCACACAUGGGAACAACAAGGGCCGUCUUAGCAUCAUCUGCGAGCGCCGGAUCCACUUCCAGGGCAUCGAACGCUAUGCCGUGCAGUUCGUAGACGGCGAACUCUGCAGCGCGGAUGGCGUUGGCUACGUCAUCAGCUGCGACCUCCCCUGCACGAAGAAGUGGAAAGGUGCUCGCAGCAAGUACGGCAGCUGGAGGUCGGGGACUGGCUGGAGGUCACCGCCGACUUAUGGUCUCAGACUGUGA
Molecule: messenger RNA, 1026 nt
Organism: Symbiodinium sp. CCMP2592
Lineage: Eukaryota; Dinophyceae; Suessiales; Symbiodiniaceae
Source: the annotation of a GenBank genome assembly